UGGGUUGGUGGGGUCAGAAGCACAGGGGGCCCUUAAUUCCGGGACGGCUGGGCUUGCUGGGGGUGCGGGGCGCCUUGUGUGUAGCCCCCAGCACAGUGAGUUCCUUCUCGGGUGGAAGGGAGCCGAGGGCUGCGGGAAAGAGGAGCGAAGCUGCGCCGCCCAGGAGAGGGAUGUCAGUCCCGGAGAGGGAUGCCGCUGCUGUGAGGGGCGAAGGCCCAGCCAGCAUUUCUCGCUGCACGGGCCACUGCACCAACCUCGCCUGCGGGGUCCCUUGAAGGACCGUGUCGACUGGAGAUGAUCUGCUCCCCUGGAGCUCACCCCGUAGUGCACCCCAUCCUGUGCUCCCUGCCAGCGCUUCUUAAAGCUAAGCUUCAGACAGUGCAUUUUCUUUGGAAGUCUUUUUAAUCCAAAGCACCGCCCCAUCGUAAUCACCUCUUUGCUCUAGGACAGUGAAAACAGCCUUUCUCUGUGGAGUGACAUUUUUAAAAAAAUUAAUUUAUUUUAAUUUUUUUUUGGCUGUGUUGGGUCUUCAUUGCUGAGCGCGGGCUUUCUCUAGUUGCGGCCAGUGGGGGCUACUCUUAAUUGCAGCGUGCGGGCUUCUCAUUGCGUUGGCUUCUCUUGUUGCGGAGCACGGGCUCUGGGCGCGUGGGCUUCAGGAGUUGCAGCACGCGGGCUCAGUAGUUGUGGCUCGCGGGCUCAGUUGCUCCGCAGCAUGUGGGAUCUUCACGGACCAGGGCUUGAACCCGUGUCCCCUGCAUUGGCAGGCGGAUUCUUAACCACUGAGCCACCAGGGAAGUCACUGGAAUAACAUAUUAAGGACAGCCUCUUAAUACCAUUUAUGGCCUUGAGUUUGCUACCCUUUUGCUGAGAGGAACCUGAGGGCUCCUGUUACCAAAAUUAAUAGUUUCUUAGCAGGGAAAAUGGUAGCAUGGGUAUCUGUUACCCAGACUCUUGCUUCUUUUGUAAAGACUUAGAUAGAAAUACGUAACUCAGACAGCAAGACAUAUUACUCCAUUUGAACAACUUUCCUUUUUUUUUUUUUUUUUUUGCAUUCAGGUAUAUGUUUUUUUCCCCCACUUAAACACUGGGCAUAUUUGUAAUUUAGACUGAGGGUGCUUAGAGAAUGCCAGCUUCCUUUGGCAUAAGGUCUAGGGAUGUGAAUUGGCUUCCUAAAAACACAGUCAAUAUAGGAAUUCCCGGUGGUCCAGUGGUUAGGGCUUGGCGAUUUCACUGCUGGGGCCGGGUGUGGAGAGUGGUGGUGGAAAUCAGUAUAUUCCAAAAUAAGGGUCCUGAUCAUUUGCAGGUUGGGGUUAUGCCCAGCUCUGCUUUCUGCUCUAGUUGUUUACUGUAUCAGAUAAGAAUGUUGAAGUCAGUGUCCAAACAGGUUUGGGACUGAAUCCUGCUCUACUACUUUCUGGUUGUGUGCCCUUGGGAAAGUUUCUUAAUGUCUGUUUUGUUCACCUACAGCAUGCUGGUAUCUGUUUAUACACUUCAGAGGGCUAUUGUAAGAAUUAAAUGAGACGUAUAAGGUAUUUAGUUCACUGCAUGCCACAUAAUAGGCAGUAAUAGGGUGAAAAUUAUAAGUACACCAUCUUUUGUUUUCCAUAUGUGUGCCUUCUGUUAAGCUCCCAUUUUUCCUGAAUUGUGCUAUUCUUUAUAUCCUGAAAGGCCAAGUCCAUAUAUAACUGUCUUCCAGUGAAAGGUCACAUUUCCAGUCCCAUAAAGUAGCUCAGGGAUUGUAGUUGGGUCCAGAAGAUAAAGUUUAGGCUGAAAAGGAUAUUGUGAUUAUGAUAGAGAGGAAGAGGCAAGGAAGAGUUUCCUCGUUGGCCUCCCUUUUAUGUUUAGAGAUUAUUGGCUAUAGUUAUUCUAGCCCUACCUUGUCUUAAUUUCUUGUUACUAGUUAAGUAAAUCCUAACUUUCUUUUGAAAUUGACUUCAAAGGUUUCAUCUUUAUGUCAAGGACCCACUUAUUCUUUGUAAACUAAACAGGGUGAUUUCUCUUUAGCUGCUUCUUAUACCUACAUAUUGCUUCCUUAAUGUCUUAUUAUUGGUGCCUUUUCCAAAAAACUACUUCAUUUUUUCAAUUAAGAGUGUUUCUAAAUUCCAAGUGGACAGUGAGUAUUAGUAUUCAUUCUGUUUUUGAAGCUUGAUCCUCAGACUUUAAUGUGAAGGUUUAAUUUUUUAAAUUAUUUUCCUAGGAAAGGUAAAUCAGGUAAACUCGUAAUUCUGAAUACUUGCAUCUGAGAUAAGAUUGUCUAAAAGGAUUUCUAAGGCCCAUGUUUCUUAUUUUUAGUAUGGUCCACAGAACAUUCUAUGCUUAACAGUUGUUAUGUUGCAGUGGUUGGAGAGGAAGGAAGAAGGAGAAAUGUUAACAAAUGCCUUCAAGCAUAACCUGUUUCCUUCCACAGGAUUUCUGAUCCCUAACCUGACUGUGACCAUUGUGAUGGAACAAGAGCAAAAACUGUUGGUCUCAGAUUCUAAUGGCUUCAGAGAGAGGGAGAGUUUGAAAAGCACUUUUACAGGAGAUGAAAGUAAGAAUAAUUUGGAAACUGUUCAACACAGUAACUCUAAGGCAGAUAAAGAGAGAGCCUCAAAAUGGUCUAAAAGUGAUGGCCCACAAAAUUGUAAGCAUGAGGACACACAAAAAAUGCCAUUGACAUGGUCCCAGGGGCGUGAAACUGAGUGUGAUGAUUCCUGUGAGAAUGAUGGCAACUUGGAGAAUCAGGGAAAUUCUACAGGAAAAGAGGAGGAAAAACCCAAUCACUGGGGAUGGGACCCAGGACAGCAUACCAGGGCUGCCGUCCAGCAGAAUUCAUCCUUCGGGGACAAACCCUACAAAUGUUCUGAAUGUUGGAAAAGCUUCAAUAAUAGUUCUCACCUUCGAACUCACCAAAGGACCCACUCAGGAGAAAAACCUUAUAAAUGUUCUGAGUGUGGGAAAUGCUUCAGUAACAGCUCUCACCUGAUUCAGCAUCUGAGAACACACACAGGCGAGAAGCCCUACCAGUGUGGCGAAUGUGAGAAAAGCUUCAGCAACACCUCCCAUCUUAUUAUCCAUGAAAGAACUCACACGGGAGAGAAACCCUAUAAAUGUCCUGAGUGUGGGAAGAGUUUCAGUAGCAGCUCUCACCUUAUUCAGCAUCACAGAUCACAUACAGGUGAAAAGCCAUAUGAAUGUCCAGUUUGUGGGAAAUGCUUCAGCCACAGUUAUGUCCUAGUAGAACAUCAGAGGACCCACACUGGAGAAAAACCUUAUAAGUGCCCCGACUGUGGGAAGAGUUUUAGUCAGAGUUCUAGUCUGAUUCGCCACCAGCGGACACACACAGGUGAGAAGCCCUACAAAUGUCCUGAGUGUGGAAAAAGCUUUGGUUGCAAUUCUACUCUAAUAAAGCAUCAGAGAAUACAUACAGGAGAAAAACCUUAUCAGUGUACAGAAUGUGGGAAGAAUUUCAGUCGAAGUUCAAACCUUAUUACACACCGGAAGAUGCACACAGGUGAGAAAUGCUAUGAAAGGUCUGAAUAUGAAGAAAGUUUGAGUCAGAACUGCAGUGUGAUAGACGAAUGCAGAAUCCAGCCAGGAGAGAAACCAUAUAAAUGUUGUGAAUGUGGAAAGAGUUUUGGCCUUAGCUCCCACCUCAUAAGACAUCAGAGAACACAUACAGGAGAAAAACCUUACAGAUGUUCUGAGUGUUGGAAAACUUUUAGUCAGAGUUCCACCCUGGUGAUUCACCAAAGGACGCACACAGGAGAGAAACCUUAUAAAUGUCCUGACUGUGGUGAGUGCUUCAGUCAAAGCUUUAACCUUAUCAGGCAUCGGAGGACCCACAUAGGAGAAAAACCUUACAAAUGUACUGACUGUGAGAAAUGCUUCAGCAGAAGUGCCUACCUCAUUCAGCAUCAGAAAAUUCAUAUAGAAAAGUCUUUUGCGUCUCCUGAAGUUGAAGAUUUUCCUCAUGAAUGGACUUGGAAAAACUGUUCUGGGGAAAUGGCUCUUAUCUCUUCAUUUUCAGUCCCAAAUUCAUCUCCCUCCUGAGUCCCAAAGUCUGUUUUUUUUUUUUUUUUUUCCUUUCUUUUCUUAUCGGAGCAUUACAAUUAAGGUGUUCUCUGAUCACAGGGUUAUAAAAUUUCUUUGGUUUGUUUGCCAAAACAUUUGGGAAAAGUCAACCUCCCAGCUUAGAGGUUGGGAAGACCCAGAUCAUCAGGUCAUCAAAUCUGCCCAGUGAGAGAUACUGUCAAUGUUGGAGAGAAAGAAGAAUAUUUUUUAUUUAAGGUAAGAUAGGAAUAGCUCCAAAGAAAAACAUGGAGAGAAAUCCUGGGAGACUGAAGAUGAGAUUGUCAUUGAAUUUCCUUAUUUCCUGUUACCUGAUUGGGUGGCAACAAAUCAUUACUGUCCUCGGGGAUUUACCCAGACAAAGAUUCCUUUUGAACAAAUAAUGUGAUUUCCUGGCUAUUUUUUUGGGUCUUAAGGAAGAAAAGACUAAUUUUUUUUUUUUCAAAUGUGUUUUUAUUUGCUGAAAAUUAACUUUUACAGUAUCUGGAACUGCACUGUCUGGUACAGUAGCCAUUAGCCACGUGUGGAUAUUUAAGUUUAAAUUAAGAUGAAAUGAAAUUUAACAUUGACUUCCGUAGUCACACAAACCACUUGCUGAGUGCUCAGUAGCCACACAUGACUGGUGGCUGCUGUAUUAAAUAUCACAAAUAGUUCUUUCAAGAUCAUCAUUCUUGACAGAUCUAGUUCCUAUAAGACUGUAAGAAAUGUGCUCUGGGGUUUCUGCUCUCCAAGAGGAAUUUCAAUAUAGAAUAGAAAUGGUAUAGAGUUGUUUUUAUUUUUUUAAUUUUGGCCGUGCUGUGUGGCUUGUGGGAUGUUAGUUCCCUGACCAGGGAUUGAACCUGCCUCCUUGGCAGUGAAAGCGUGGAAUCCUAACCACUGGACCGCCAGGGGAUUCCCUGGGAUAGAGUUUUGAAGGCACUCAGUCCAACAGUUGGCUAUUCUGAUGAUUGUAUGUUUUAUAUUCGGCCAUCUCAGUCAUCUAGUGACAUGAUCCCAUUGUCUUGGCCAAAGCCAGAUUAGGACGUAGGAUUCUUGAAUUCUUUUUUAAGGUUUUCUGUCAAAUGGUCCUUUCCCCUCAGUUUUACUAUUCUGUAAGUCCUCAUCAGAUCAGAAACUGGGUUCUUUUUCUAAUAAUUAACUCACUGAGUCUGAGCCAGUGUCCAGGGACAGUUUGCCAUUGGAGCCCCAAAUUCCUUAGUUCCGACCUUGAUAAUUUUCUUUUGCCCUUUGGCUUAUGUGGUGUGUGGAUCUGGUAACUGAGACAUAAUCCUCCCUGCUCGUCUGUCCAAUGGGAAUGGUGCUUUGUAAAGUAUUAAGACAUUCCCUAUGCCCCCACCUCCAGUUCUUCCUGCAGCGCAAAAAGUAGAUGUACAGGAAGGUCAGGACUUGCCUAGGAUUUCAUCUUUUUUUUGGAGUCAAAAAUAUAUUUUAUGAAGAAUAGGUAGAGAUGCAUAUUAGGAAUGUGGAGCCAGAAGGGGCCAAUUACAGCUGCUGCAAAGGGCUGUAGAUCACUUGUGGGUAGCUGAAUUGCAUGGGGAUUAUUUCUUUCGCGAUUGUGGUGCCCCUGAUACUGGCGAGGCAACUGUGUCUUUCUAUAUUGUGAUAGGAUUUAAAAAUGAAGCAAAAGCUAACAAAGGUAUUCAAGAAGUCUUUGGGGGUGAUUUUCUGCUUUCAGAAAGGGGGAGAACAUUAUUGGGCAUCAUUGGCUUUAAUGUGACCCUUACCUAAGCAUACUUUUACCUAUGUAUGUUACAUAGUAUCACCCAAAUUGUCUUAAACUGUAAUAUCUGAGGAUAAGUGUUCAUAGUAUUUUUUACCACAGACAACUGAGAGUUUGAUUAAUGUUUGAUAAGAGUUUGAUUAACGAUCAGUUGCAAGGCAGUAGCUGAUGAGGUGGUGUGCAAUCAUCGAUCCCAUUAUGUGUGGCAAGUAACCACUCUGAACCUGUUUCCUCAACUGUAAAGCAGAGAUAAUGCCUACCUUGUGGGGUUUCGGUAAGGGUUAAAUAAAUGUAAAGCAGCUAGCACAGUGCUUAAAAUAUAAUGGGUCUAAAUAAAUGGUAAUUGGUUAUUAUUAAUGGAAACAAAUUGAAAAAUAUCCUCCACACAUUUUCAGAAGCAGCAAUACAGCCCCAAGCUUUCCUACUUGGGGAUUCUUUAUGACAAACCUCAGGAACUCUGAGGAAAAAGGUAGUAUAAAAACAGAAGACUAUAUUGUGUUUUAAGUUUACAGACUGUUGAAAACACUUUUAUUUGAUUCAGCUAAUUGAAUUUUUUUUGUUGUUGUUCAUGAAACAAAGGAUUCUCUUUAAGUCAGGAAAGAACAAAACAGCAAGUUCAAUUUCAGUUAAUUUGCAUCUGAAAGAGAUUAACAAUUGGUACAAUUUAUGUCUUAUCACCAUCCCUACACUAUGUUUUAUGACUGCCCACAAUUAUAUAAAACCUACUGCACAAACCUCGAUGUCUGCAGGAGCAUAGACAUUCACAUUUUAGAUGGGUUAAGAUGGGCUUUAUUAGUAAAACAAUUAGUAAAACAAUGAUUCUUACAAGAAUCAUUGUCUCUUUGGAUUAGAAAUUAGGAAAACAGAAGAGAGAUUUGUCACCUACAAUGGAGAAUUUAACAUAGUCAAAUUUAAUCCUAUUAGAUGCCUUUGCCUCACUUUCAUUAAUCAGCGAAUACGUUCUUUGUUUAGUUCCCGAAGAAGUAAAUAUUCUGUAUUCUCUAUUUUUCUUGCCAGCACACAGGAUUCAACAUCUGAUUAAAUAAAGCAUUCUUUUUUACAA
Molecule: messenger RNA, 6833 nt
Organism: Balaenoptera acutorostrata (minke whale)
Lineage: Eukaryota; Metazoa; Chordata; Mammalia; Artiodactyla; Balaenopteridae
Gene: ZNF572
Product: zinc finger protein 572
Exons: 2
Coding region: 2329-4032 (567 amino acids)
Biological process (GO): negative regulation of transcription by RNA polymerase II; central nervous system development
Cellular component (GO): nucleus
Molecular function (GO): DNA-binding transcription repressor activity, RNA polymerase II-specific; RNA polymerase II cis-regulatory region sequence-specific DNA binding
Source: RefSeq, a predicted model, not a curated record